ACAAUCACAAAUAUAAGGAGUAUUAGUUUAUCCGCUUCAAAAAAGUAUUCCUCAUUUACGCGCGCAACUGUCCACUGUAAAAUUACAAAUAACGGUGGCGUGCGGCGGCGGCGCGGCAUAACCAUCGCCACAUUCUGACGCAGUUCAGCCGUCAUAUUCUAGAUUCUUUCAAACGGCUAUAUUCCGCCAUUGCCAAAUUUCAAAAAGCUUCCGUUUCAACCUUGUAUAAGCAAAAGUACCUUGAAAAUGGAGCGCAGUCUUUUGGCUAUUCUGCGCUCUUCUCAUCAUAUAAACCAGCUUAAGCAAAUUCAUGCUUUAAUUAUCACCAGAUACCCUUUUCUCUCUUCUAAUUUUGCUCAUAAAUUGCUUAAUUUGACCCAUUUGAAGUACGCCCGCAAGGUGUUCGAUGAAAUGCCUAACCCAGAUGAACGUUUGUAUAAUAUGUUCAUUUCCGCGUAUUCUAGGAUUGGUUCUUACAAAGAAGCAGUGGGUAUGUUUUGUUUGAUGCGUCGCAACGAUAAUAAUAUCACUAGUUAUAGUGUUCCGCCUGUUUUGAAGUCGUGUUCAGCUUUCUUGAUGGUGGGGUUGGGGAAACAAGUUCAUUCUUUGAUUAUUAGUUUCGGGCUCGAGUCGAAUUGUUUUGUUCAAACUGCUUUGAUGGAUUUGUAUGCAAGGUCUGGUGAUUUGGUAUCUGCUAAAAUGGUUUUUGAUGGUAUUUUAGAUAGGGAUCCGAUUACUUAUAAUUGUUUGAUGUCUGGGUAUUCCAAAUUUGGUGAUGUUUUAGCAGCUCGUAGGUUGUUUGAUGAAAUGCCUGAGAAAAGUAUUGUUUCGUGGAAUACGAUGAUUUCCUGCUAUGCUCAUUGUGGUGAUCAUCAGGAAGCUUUGAGAAUAUUUGAAAUGAUGCAAGAGGAGAAUUCUCAAGCUAAUGAAUUUACUGUGGCGACUGUGCUCUCUAUUUGUGGUAGCCUGGGAGAUUUAGAAUUGGGAUUGAGACUCAAGAAGUAUGUUGAUGAUAAUAAUAUGUUUUCUAACAUGAUAGUGUCGACUGCCUUAAUGGAGAUGUUUGUAAAAUGUGGGGCUGUUCCUGAGGCACGGCAAGUGUUUGAUCGCAUGAAUGAGAGGGAUGUUAUUACAUGGGGUUCUAUGAUUGCUGGUUAUGCCCAAAAUGGGAGAGCUAUUGAGGCUUUGGAACUGUUCAAAUGUAUGACAAAUGAGAAAAUUAAGCCAAAUGAUGUAACUCUAGUAAGUGUCUUAUCAGCUUGUGCUCAACUAGGUUCUGUAGAAACUGGUGAACAGAUUAAAAAGUAUAUAGAAACUGAAGGGUUGGACUCGAACAUGUAUGUUGCUUCGUCAUUGCUGUGCAUGUAUUCGAGGUGUGGAAGUAUAAAAAAGGCUUGGCAAGUCUUCAAUCAGAUGCAUGAGAAAGAUGUUGUAUCCUGGAACUCUAUGAUUACCGGGCUAGCUUUUAAUGGUUAUGCUAUGGAUGCUAUAAUUCUUUUCGAAAGAAUGAAAAAAACCAAUGUUAGACCAGAUGGUGCUACAUUUGGUUCACUACUAACAGCAUGCACCCAUGCUGGCCUAGUUGACCUGGGUCUUAAACUCUUCCACAGCAUGCAUUCAAAGUAUGAUAUUGUCCCUGAAGUGGAGCAUUAUGCAUGCAUUGUUGACCUAUUUUGUAGAUGUGGAAGACUUAACGAGGCUUAUGAAUUCAUAUGUCAGAUGAAAAAGCCAAAUGUUGUAAUUUGGGGCACGUUACUAAGUGCUUGCAGAACUCAUUCAUAUACUGAUCUUGCGGAGAUAGCAUUGACAAAGUUGGUAGAGUUGGAACCUGAGAAUUCAGGCAAUUAUAUCCUUCUUUCAAACAUAUAUGCCUAUACAGGAAGAUGGCAAGACAAUCUAAGAAUAAGAAACUUGCUGAGAGAGAAAAAAGUACAGAAAAUUGCAGCAUAUAGUUGGAUCGAACUAGAGGAUGGGAUGCAUAGAUUUCUAGUUGCUGACUCAUUGCACCCUAGAUGUAGCGAGAUCUAUGAUGUGGUUGUUGGAUUGGCUAUGGUUUCAUCGGAUGAGACGGAGAAUUAUUUUGGAUAUUAGCUUAUAUCAAUUUUGGAAAUUGGAGCACCCAUCAGCAAAGCUUGAUUGGAGAUUGUACAGCUUU
Chenopodium quinoa (quinoa) is the source of this 2155-nucleotide messenger RNA. RefSeq names its product pentatricopeptide repeat-containing protein At1g08070, chloroplastic-like. Lineage: Eukaryota; Viridiplantae; Streptophyta; Magnoliopsida; Caryophyllales; Amaranthaceae. Gene Ontology annotation, molecular function: RNA binding; protein binding. The transcript has a single exon. Bases 247 to 2091 code for a protein of 614 amino acids. Gene Ontology annotation, biological process: RNA modification. The record is from RefSeq and is a predicted model, not a curated record.